GUCGGGUCAUUGGCACAAAACUCUACAUUCUUCCUUGGAAAUGCCCCCGACUUUCAUUAUGGAAUGGAAUCGUUCAUGCUGCCAUUGGGCAUCUGGCCAACCCCAGCACCGCCACCAUCGUCAAGCCCGUAUCAACGGGUUGUUUUCAUCUCCUUCGACGGCAUGCACCAAUUUGAUCUCGAGCGCAUCAUCGCCCAGAACUCCAGCUCCAACUUUGCCAAAAUCGCUGCCGGGGGGAUCAUGUACAGCAACACUCGCACCAGCUCUCCAUCCGACAGCCUUCCCGCCACGGCAUCCAUCUUCACCGGAGCUGCUCCCCGCACGCAUGGCAUCUUCUGGGAGCAGAUGUGGGAUCGAUCGCUGUACACUGGAGGGACAAACUGUGAGGGUCCCGUGGGCGGGCUCUGCGACUACUCCGAGGCGUGCGACCUCAACAACACCCUGCUCAGCGGAGGCAAUGGCUUCAAUCUAACCUACCUUCCCCAUCAGAAGACGUCAUGGGGCGCUUGUCAGCCGGUCUUGCCUCAUGAUUUCUUGUUGGUCAACACCAUCUUCGAGGUCGGACGAGGCAAUGGCAUCUACACUGCAUAUGCCGAUAAGCAUCUCUCCUACGAAUUCGUCAACGGGCCAUCCGGGACUGGUCUGUCGGAAGGGUAUUUCCCGGAGAUUGCGAGCGUGGCGAAUACGCUCAGGGCGCAGCAGGCAUGGGAUGACCUUCACUGGUCGGCUCUCAAGAAUUGGACGCUCGGUCAAUAUCUGAACGGCACUGAGAAUCCGGCGGGAGGACCCUCCUUAUAUGCCGCCAAUUUCCAGGCCAUCACCUGGGCACAGCAAAACGCCGGCUACUUGAAUGCCGCUGGAACACCGAAUGCCUCUCUCGCACAAGCUUUCGCGACCGCGGACGAGAGACUGGGCACGUUUCUGAACGUACUCGAGUCGUCGGGGAAGCUAAACUCCACCUUGGUCCUGGUCGGUAGUAAGCAAGGGCAAGGGCCGAUCAAUCCUCACACUCUGCAAGUGCUGAACCCGAAUGCGGUGAUGAAUGGCGCGGGCGUGCCAGUGGCUUUCUUCAAUGGUGAAGAUGGUGGAAUUAUGUAUCUCAAGAACUCGUCAGAUUCUGCAAAGGCCAAGAGCAAUCUGCUGGCCGAUAAGAAGCUGGGGAUUUCCUGGAUUCUCGCUGGGGACGAGGUACAAGCAGCCGGCUUCGGCUCACCGACACUCAACUCCCGCACGCCAGACCUUGUCAUUGGGGUGAAGACGGGAAUCCUCUGGAAUGAUGGCUUCGAGUUUGAAGACCACGGUGGCUUUGCCGCGCAGGACCUCAAUGUCCCACUGCUAGCGUACAGCCCGGGGCUUUCCAGCAAGGGCAUGACGGUAUCGCAGAUGGUGAGCACGAGGAGUAUCGCGAGUUCAAUGCUGCAGGCUCUCGGACUUCCGACGAGCCAGCUGCAAGGAUAUGCCCUGGGGGAAGCACCACUUUUGCCUAGUCUGUUCGAUACGGCUUGAACAUGCAGCAUGUCUCCGAUUGCGCAGAGAUGUGAGAACAUACCAACCGGGCCGACUUGUAAAUACCUUACGGAGAUGGAUUAGGG
Neohortaea acidophila is the source of this 1592-nucleotide messenger RNA. Its product is annotated as alkaline-phosphatase-like protein. Bases 64 to 1506 code for a protein of 480 amino acids. Lineage: Eukaryota; Fungi; Ascomycota; Dothideomycetes; Mycosphaerellales; Teratosphaeriaceae. The transcript has 3 exons. The record is from RefSeq and is a predicted model, not a curated record.